Messenger RNA from Entelurus aequoreus (snake pipefish), 7690 nucleotides. Its product is annotated as attractin-like. NCBI's taxonomy places the organism in Eukaryota, Metazoa, Chordata, Actinopteri, Syngnathiformes, Syngnathidae. The coding region runs from base 1 to 666 and encodes 221 amino acids. The transcript has 7 exons. Gene Ontology annotation, cellular component: Golgi apparatus. The record is from RefSeq and is a predicted model, not a curated record.
AUGAUCUGCGGUAAAGAGCGGGGGACGCAGACUGGCGAGGAGAUCCCCAUCGUGUCGCGCAGCAACAUCAAGGAGUUCAAAGACAGCUUCUCCAACGAGAACUUCGACUUCCGGAACAGUCCCAACAUCACCUUUUUCGUCUACGUCAGCAACUUCACGUGGCCCAUCAAGAUUCAGAUCGCCUUCUCGCAGCACAGUAACUUCAUGGACCUGGUCCAGUUCUUUGUCACGUUCUUCAGUUGCUUCCUGUCACUGCUGCUGGUGGCCGCCGUCGUCUGGAAGAUCAAACAGAGCUGCUGGGCUUCACGGCGACGAGAGCAACUGCUGAGGGAGAUGCAGCAGAUGGCCAGCCGGCCUUUUGCCACCAUAAACGUUGCCUUGGAGACGGACGAGGAGCCGCCCGACCUGAUAGGAGGAAAUGUCAAGUCUGUCCCCAAGCCCAUCGCCUUGGAGCCAUGUUUUGGCAACAAAGCUGCUGUGCUCUCCAUCUUUGUACGUCUGCCGCGGGGCAGCGGGGGCAUUCCCCCCCCAGGGCAGUCGGGUCUGGCGGUGGCAAGCGCACUGGUGGACGUGUCUCAGCAGAUGUGCGUGGGCUACAAGGAGAAGUCGGGAGCGCUGAGGAACCGCAAGCACCCGCCCAGCGCCCAACCCUCCACCUGCAUCUGACUCCGCCCCCCCUGGACCAGCCCCCCCCCCCCUUUCAGGAAGAGGUGCAUGCUGGGAGGCUGUGACUGACAAAGUCAGGACCUUGAUGGAUGUCCUUACGAAGGAACUUUAGCCCCACCCCCCUCAAAGUGAAUGAUACACCAAGCCUGAGCCCCCCCACCCCGAAUAGAGACAUUUAAACCGUCUUGUUGAGGCGGCGUUGCUGCUAGAAGAGAUCUCAUCUCAUCAUUUUUAUUAUUUACUUGUUUUUUUGUCUCCUUUGCGCUUUAUGUGAACACACACCAUGCCCCGCCCCCUGCGCCGCAUGUUGGCUACCCCCAGUACCUCGAGGUCCAAGUUUGCUUCGUCUUCUGGUGGACGGCACUUGAGUCCGGUUCAAGUAGCGCCACCCUCGUAACCAUGGCGACUGUGGAGUUCCAACAGGCUCUUUGCAGGUGCAGCAUCUUUAUGGUCUUUGGUGAAGUCUCUUGGAACUAGAAGCUCCAAGACGUUUACACUGGAUUAUAUUUACGGUAUGUGUGUUUUUCAAAAAUGUCCUUUUUCCUCCAGCUAGCGGGCCUCAGAAGCUAGCUUGUUUCCUUGUGUUAUUAGAGUUUAGAAAAACAAAAAACACUUCGCUAUUUCAGUUGAACUUUUGACAACGCGUGACUGAACAGGUUUUUAAUUUAAAAAAAGAUCUACACUAUACUUACCACUUGUUUUUAGCGGCAACGCCCCUGAGAAGCUAGCUAGCAUCAGUAGCUACGUUUUUGUUCGAGGGUUUCACCAGCUAGCUGUCUAAACCUCUGUUGUUUUCAAGUUGUCAAAUGAAAUACCUUUCUUGACUAAACAUUUUAUUUAAGGCUUUUAUAUUCACACAAAUGCAUGUUUACCACCAGCGUUUGUUAUUCAACCUUCCAGUCUUCGCUUACCGCCAGCUAGCGUUAGAAGCUAGCUUGUUGUUUUUUUUGUCUUUUUUUGACGAAAAACCCUCAAGUUUUUAAAGAUAUUUAUAAGUUUUGGUGAGCGUGACUGCACCUUAAGAAACUAGCCAGCGUAAGAAGCUAGCUUGACGUUCAAUACUUCCGGAAGUUUCAUGAACGUUAAUCUUAUUUUUUAAUAUCUAUUUUAUAUUUUGUUUAUUUUUCUUUGCUUACUGCUAACUGCCAUGAAAAGCUAGCUUGUUCUUGUAAGGCUGGCCUUGGGUCCUUAUUUUAUUUUUCUUUGAGACGAGUGAAGCUAGCACGGCUAUCUUUCAGGCUAGCUUUCUCUUCUGUUUGACUAAAACCAGACAUGACUGCUGUAAAAACAAACAAACAACGGAAAUUGUGCCGCGAAGGGCUCCACAGUGGCUAAAGGAAGUACAGUAGGGAAGGGGAUUCAUAUGGCCACAUUCGCAGCGGUUUACCUGACACAUGAAACGUGACAAAUUGGGCGGGGUGCAAAUCUACUUGAGUAGAAAAUGUGUUUUGAAGCAAUUCCAACUUUGACCACAGUGUCAGUUGCUAUGUAGAGUGGCACUUUCCAUCAUUUUCAGCAGACUGCAUUGCAAAAUUAUUAAUCCCUUCUCUACUGUAAGUACAGUUUUACCUCGGGAUACGAGUUUAACUAGUUCUUUUAAAUAACAUUUAUUCCAUGCUGUGCACCCCACAAAACCAGCAUAUUUUAAACAUACAACAUGCCUUUUUAAAAAGAAAAACUAACUUCAAAUAGGAACUAUUGUAUCAAAACUGUUCCCAACAUAAAGUCAUGUCGAUCUCUAGCUAUUAGCUAAUGCUAGCGAGUUGUUUGCAUCUUACGGCGUUCGCUCUGGCAUUCACUACGCCAACUAGUGUUUGGGAGGCUCCUAGCCUGAAUUUUUGCUAGUAGUCUAAAGCAUAAAAACGUUACAAUGUACCGUAUUUUCCGGGCUAAAGAGCGCGCCGGUAUAUAAGCCCCACCCACUAAAUUUUAGAACAUUUUUUUUUCUCCAUAUAUUAGCUGCACCUGACUGUAAGUCGCAGAUAUAUAUGUUGUGAAAUGAGUUAUUUACAUAAAAAGAUACUGUAAAUGUUUAUUUACAUACUUUAAAUGUCUGUAACACGGCAGUAAAACAGCUGAUCAAACAAAACAGAAGUCAUGGUCAUGGACCCACUAGCUGUGCAAGCUAGCUCUCCAAUCAGCUAAACACACUCAAUAACUUCACGGCGACGUUUUGGUGAAUUUACUGAGGAAUUUGUGAAACUGAAACAAUACAAAAAUAAUGCCGUUGUAAGUUAAUAAUACUAACACAGAUACUCGUAAGUGCUAACGACGUUAGCGUCAUUACAUCACGAUAGCACGUACACAUAUGCAUGCAAACACUCCUACAGACAUCACACAUGGGAUGUUUUAGUACGUAUGAAUUGUUUUAGUCAUAUUGUAAAACUUACAAACGUUGCUUGGAUUGAUGAAUGGAGUAGAAACAUGGGUAGAAACGCUAUGUAUGGCUGGCUACAAGACUGAACAACACUUCUAUUUCUGAUUAAAACCACUAAAUGAAAGGAAACUUAUGGCGCCAUAGCACAAACACCUCAGCGUAUUUACUUGUUUUUUUUGGUGUUUUUUUAACUUAUUAUGGCCAUCGGUGAAGAAGAAUCCGUAGAUUAGCUGCACCGUUUUAUAAGCCGCAGGGUUCAAAGUGAAGUUCACAUCUUACUUUCAGCAGAAUAUUUCCUAAGCUCGAUGACAAAAACGGUUUACGACCUUUCAAAUACGAUUUCUGGCAUAAGGAGAACUGUCACCUUCAAACUCCAAUAAAGUAACGCUUCCUGAGGCUGAGCCAAUCAGCGGCCACAAAAUUAAACGGCGUGCUCUGAUUGGGCCAUUACUACUGUAGUAUGAAUAUGUUUAGUUAUUUUAGCCAAAUUCAGGACAAAAUCACGUAGAAUAUAUCUUCCCCCCUGCUGCUUAAGACCAUUUUGACAUAUGACAUACCUUUUUAAAAAGAAACACGUAAGUUUUAGUUCAAAAAUGUAUUUAAAAGGAGUUCAUCUUACUGUGGCAUUCAAUACGCCAACUAGUGGCGGGGAGGCUCCUCGCCUGAGUUUUAAAACACAACAAUAGAAUGUACUACAGUACGUACACAAAGCUUGUAGUGAUGUCACACAGGAAGUAGGUAUACUCCCAUCUGGCAGCCAUGACAAUGCGCUUUUAGUCCACAUUUCUUUCAUCAUUUCCGACCCCUACAGGCAGAACUAGGUAUUUUUUCUUGUGUUUUUUUUUUUUUUUUUUUAGCUUAACGCCAUCCUUUUUGUAGUCCAGAUUCUCCAGACAAGUCCGAGAUUUCUUUAUUUAAUCCAAUAAAUACCACCCGGGCCUUCUUGUCCUUGUCAUGUCGCUCUUUAGCUGUAAGCUAAUGCUAGCAAGUAGGACACGCUUCGUUGUGUCGUUUGUUAUGCUAGCUCGCGGUGAGCAGGCUCCUCCCCCUAAAGCACAACAGUAGUCUCCAAGAACUCGGGCAUGCGUAUCCCCAGGUAAAGGAAGGACCGUGUGAGAAGAACUUUGGAGUUGUGCAAAGAAAAACGGAGUCAUCAUGACUUGCCACAACUAAAGCAUAAAAACCACAAUGCAAAAUAUUUGUUUUCACCUAUUUCAAUUCAAUAACACGCGCGCACACACACACACACACACACCCACGUGUCACUUCCUGUGCAGUCACUUCCUGUGCAGUCACUUCCUGCUACUUCAGGAUGGCUUUGAGGUGAUUUUUCGGGAAAACUGCGAGUAUUUUGGGAUGAUAUUCGUCCUCAUUUUGCCGACUGUUAAGAAUGAAAAAAAAAAAAGACAGACAGGAAACGGACGUUUAAAAAAAAAAAAAAUGAUGAAUUAUUUUAUAUUCUUUACUUCAUUUUUUUUUAACGCACAUUAUUUUGGAAAAAAAUCUAAAUCUUGUAUUUUGAUUUUCUUUCUUAGGCACAAUAGGGUUAGUUUUUGUCCAUGAAUGUAACGCUAGCUUGUUGUGCAGGAUGAAGAUCCUACUGCUGUAAUAAUAACUGCUUCCAAAGAUGGAGUCAUGGGAACACAACAAAAAGGCAGAUAAAUUACCUUUUUUUUUUAAAAAUUUUAACUUGACCUUUUCACCUCCUGUUUACCGCCAGCUUCCUUCUUUGCGUUUACAUCUGUUGUUCAUUCUAACGACUCAUCUACGUGCUCGUGUUGUUGUCCAAUCCCUGCUGAAGCUUUCGUUUGGGGGCUUUUAUUGUAAAGGGCAGGAGGAAGCGUGCCGUCUGAAAUGCCGGGAAUGGACAUGAAUAGUGCCGUGGGGCUGCACAGGCUUGGACCUUUGAUCGUUCCCUAAGGAUGUCGGACUCAAGGGGGUUUGACCUUUGACCUCUUAACGCGUCGGCCAUCUUGGCCUCCAACCUGCUGAACGAAAGCCCUCAAACGCUGUUUUAUUUCAUCAUGGUUUAUUUACUGCGGUACCUCGGUUUUCCUCACUCAUUUCAAAAAUAUGAACAAAAUUGUAUAAAAUUUUACUUUAUUGAACAAUUCUUCCUUGAAUUCAAUAGUGGAUGUAUAGGGGUCAUUUCUCACCUUCUUUAUCAAAGUUCUGGCCUUCAGAAGAUUGACGGAGUCACCAUCUUAUUGUUUGAGUACUGGAUUGUGCUGCAAAACGGACGACUUUGUCAUUUAUCAGGAUGUUUGGCCCUAGAACCAUCGAGACGUGUACGAAAAUGGGCCACGAUUUGUCAAACUGAAUCCCAGGAAAAGCGGGGCGUCUAAAAACCGAGGUGGCACUGUUCUUACGAGUGGUCAUGAGAACCAGGUCAUUGUCCCGCCCCUCUGGUGUUCCUGUUUGUUGAUUUGUAUCAUUUAGGAAUCUUUGUAAAUAACGAUGAAUGACAUUUUCUCGGACGGUUUUAAAAAGUUAGUAAUUUAUGCAGUGUUAAAAAACAAAAAAAGUGAUUGCUUCGCGUUUCAUUAGCAUCUUUUGUAUGUGAAGAAGCAAAUGUUGUAAACCUUCAAUAGAAGCUUGUAAUUUACUGAGGUGUACAUAAACAUUUUGGACUGAUUCAAUGUGAACAUUAAAACUAGAAGUGGACUCCUUGUCUUCACUUCUUCACCAACGUUGUUCCUAAGAGUCGACACGGAACACCGUGUGUCACUUGGACAGCCAACUUGUGAUCAGGAAGCACUUGUUUCUCUCACCAGGAAAAGCUCGUAGUUGGAGGCGUGGCGUGCUGCAUUUGACAUCGGUUUUUGUCACCGUCAUCCAUGUAAACGAAACUGUGAAAAAAAGAAUAAUCAAAAGAUGAAAGAAAAAAUCAAAUAAAAAAUCUUAGUACAAAAAAAUAAAUAGAACUAAGGUAAACAUAACUAAGAGGGUAAAAACAAAAAUCAAUAAAACAUGAAUUAUAAAAAAAAAUGGAACUAAGAAGAAAAAAUAACUAGUAGAUGGAACAAAAAAAAAUCAAACUAAGAAAAAAACUGAAAUAAAUAUUUACAAAUAAAUGGAAUUAAGAAAAAAAAACAAUUGAAAAAAUCUUAAUAUAAAAAAUAUAAAUAGAACUAAGGUAAACGUAACUAAGAGGGUAAAAACUAUAAUAAUGAAUAAUUAAAAAAUAUAUGUAAUUAAAAAAUGUAUAUGAGAACAAAACUAAAAUAAAUAUUAAAAAAGAAUAAAGCAAUACAUGGAACUAAGAAACAAAACUACAAUAAAAAGAAUAAUACAAUGAUGAGAAAAUACAAAUAAAUGGAAUAAGGAAAAACAAUUAAAAACAUGGAUAUAAAAUUAAUAGAAUUAAGGAAAUAAAUACAAAAAUAAGAAGAUAAUUAUGAUAAUAAAUGAAGAAAUAAUUAUUGAUAAAUAAUACAUUAACAAAUUAAUGGAACUAAAAAAAAGAAAGAACUGAAAUGAAUAUUUAAAGAAUAAAGACAUAAAUGAAACUAAGAGAAAAACUAUAAUAAGAAUAGUAAAAAAAAAUGGAACUAAGACAAACAAUAAAUGAAAAAAUAAAAAUAAUGGAAUGAAGAAAAAACUAAUAAUAAAUGCAUCAAUAAAUGGAAAUAAGAAAAAACUAAAACACAUUUUAAAAAAUAAUCAAACAACAAAUACAACUAAGAAAAAGACUCCUGUGUGAUAAAAAUAAUGAAUGACAAAACAAACAUGGAAUUAAGAAAAAGCUAGAAUGAAUAAAAAUAAAUAAAAAAUGGGAUGAAGAAAAAAAAACUAUACUACUUAAAAAAAAUAUAUAUUAAAGCACUAAGAAAAAAAACUACAAUAAAAAGGAUAAGAACAUACAAAUAAAUGGAAUGAGCAAAAUCAAUAAAAUAAAUAAAUAAAUACAAUUAAGGAAAGUAAUACAAAAAUAAUAAAGUGAAUUAAGAUAAUAAAUGAAAUAAAUAAUUAUUUGUAAAUAACACAUUAAAAAAAAAUAAAACUAAGAAAAAAAAAUAGAACCAAGAAAAAAAGGGUUUUAACAUAUUUUCCUUCAAUAAUCCAUCCAAUUCUCUUUUAUUUUCUCUUUAGUUAGAAAAUGGCCACGCUCAAACCCAGGAGAACAAACUUAAAGUGACAAGAGUGAGAAGAGAAAAUAUAACAUUCAAAUUUUAUUGUGUGAAUAAAUUAUUCGUAAUAAAAGUGGUGGAAUUGAAUAAACUCAUUUUUAAACAUGUUAUGAAAUAUGUUGUUUCGAAAUAACAAACCAAAAACAACUCUCAGAAUGAUAGUUUUACAAAAUUAUAAUUCAAACAAUAAACUUGAACACUGGAGAAAAAAAAAUGCAUCUGCUUUCUGCCCUCGCUUCCUAAUGUUAGACUUUAGCAAAAAAAAACAUUUAAUACUUCAUAAAUGUUUUAUGUUUUAACAUUUACAAAACUAUAUAUUUAUAUACAUAUACACAUACAUAUCCAUCCAUCCAUCUUCUUCCGCUUAUCCGAGGUCGGGUCGCGGGGGCAGCAGCCUAAGCAGGGAAGCCCAGACUUUCCUCUCCCCAGCCACUUCGUCCAGCUCCUCCCGGGGGAUCCCGAGGCGUUCCCAGGCCAGCCGGGAGAAAUAGUCUUCCCAACGUGUCCUGGGUCUUCC